This is a messenger RNA of Xenia sp. Carnegie-2017, 1764 nucleotides long. RefSeq names its product monocarboxylate transporter 3-like. The record is from RefSeq and is a predicted model, not a curated record. Gene Ontology annotation, molecular function: transmembrane transporter activity. The coding region runs from base 137 to 1579 and encodes 480 amino acids. Lineage: Eukaryota; Metazoa; Cnidaria; Anthozoa; Malacalcyonacea; Xeniidae. The transcript has 4 exons. Gene Ontology annotation, biological process: transmembrane transport.
ACGAGCUUGUAAAUCUUGCAGAGAGAAUGUUGUACAAUCAAAAACACCGGCACAAAGCAAAAGUUUAUUGUGUGAAGACAUUACAGCGAGACACUAAGGAGCGUUUAAAAUACGUUGCAAUUUUCGCCGUUCGCAAAUGGCCAAUUCAAAAGAAAAGAUCUCGCCAGAUUCGAAGCAAGCAUGGUUAAUGUUGGCCAUCAUAGCGUUCUCAGUAUUCUCAAACAGCGGCUUACAACUGUCGUUCGGGACUAUCUUGGGAGCUUUAGUAAAUGAAUUCGGCGAAUCCAAAAGCAAGACAGCAUGGGUGGGAACAUUGGUGUCAUUCUUCAGCAUGGCCCUAUCUCCCGUCACAAUCCUUUUGGCCAAUCGACAUGGCAUACAUGUCACACAGUUUCUUGGUGGUGUAUUCCUGACAGUUGGAGCAGUGACCACAUCAAUGAUGAAUACCAUUAAUUACAUGUACUUAACUUAUGGUGUUUUACUUGGUAUCAGUGGGGCACUAAUCUAUGCACCAGCCUUUGCUACAAUACCAGAACUGUUUACAAAAUACGUCUCCAUAGCAACAGGCCUAACCUCCGCAGGUUCUAUGAUUGGAUUGAUAUUCUUCUCCUCGAUACUUCCCAUGCUCCUUGAGGAGUUUGGUUGGAACAAAGCAUUGUGGUGCGUGGCAGGAUUUGGACCAUUGAUAAGUGCCACUGCACUUAUUCUUUCACGCAAUAUAAUUACAACACGAGAUGCUUGCGAAGAGAAAAAAGAGAAAGUAGACUUGGAAGUACAAGUGCCAUGGUGGAAAAGUGUGAAGAAGAAAGCCUAUGUUCUAUUUACCAUUUCUUCAGUGUUGUUUGCAUUAGUUGAGCUAGUUCCUAUUUUUAUUAUGCCAAUCUGUGCAACUGAAUCAGGAAUACCUUUGGCAAAAACAAACUGGCUAAAUAUAGCAUAUGGCUUUGGCAGUCUUAUGGGACGUAUCAUCUCAGGACCAAUAACUCAACCAUUAUUUCGACGUGACAAAAGCAAAUACUUGUACCUUACUUGCCUGAUCCUUUACAGUCUUUUCUCUUUUGUUGUAUCCAUGACUAUCAAGUUUGAAUACUUAUUAUCCUAUAUGAUUGUUGUUGGUCUUAUCAAUGGGGUUAUGGCGGGUCUUUUCUUCCUCGUGACACUUGAAGUAGUUGGCUUUCAGAGUUAUGCCACGACUUGUGGACUGAAUCUAGCAGUUUGUGGAUUGGCAUAUACAAUAGGUGCCCCACUAGCAGGUAUUCUUUAUGAAAGUUUCAAUAGCAUUCAGUGUUUGCUUUUGGCUGUUGCUGGAACAACAUUGCUUUCUGGAAUAUUUGCCGCACUAACACCAUAUGUAACACCACAUGGCACCUACAAACUUCAUCAAAGUGACUAUGAUUUCUGGCGUGUGUAUUGUAACAGCCCAAACAUUAAAAAGAGAAGUCCAAGACAAGAUAGAGCAUUCACAAUUGCCUCAUUGGCAGAUGAAUUUCAUGCCCAAGACAACCUCGCAUAUCAACCAGAAACAUUAUCAGAGUCUAAACAUACUUCAAACUCAGUUUCAGUGCAAUCAGCAGGGUGAUGGUCUAUUACAAAUUGAAGAGCAUCGUUGUAUUAAACGCAUACGACAGUUUCUACAAGACGUUCGUGGUUAUGUAUUUAUAUAAAUGUACAGAGACUUUAUGGAAGGCUUUAUUUAUUUUAUAAAUAACAAAGACGACGUUUUUAAGUCAAGCCAUAAAAAAAUAAUAGAAUUUUAAAUUUCAA